AUGAAUUCUUUGAGUAGAGUAUUUUUGGGUAGAUCCUUUAGGCAAUCCUUCCACGAAUCUCCUAUUAACCCCUUUGCUAAUCAACAAUGGGUUUCAACGCCCUUUCUGAAACGCAAUAUGCCCAGUGAAUCUCCCCUAGCAGCUAAACAUGAGAGCAAAGGGGCUAUAACAAUACUAAAUACCCCAAAAGGUAAUUGGCAUAUAAUAGACCUAAAGGGUAAAACUGUAGGAGGGGCAGCAGCUCAUAUAGCAAAAUUGCUACAGGGGAAACACAAUCCCACAUUCACACCGAACGAAGUCUGCGGGGAUAAUGUAAUAGCGGUCAAUGCAGUGCAUUUGACAAUGAACGGGCAUUCAUGGGAUACAAAGGUUUAUAAGUUUCACCGCAAGGCGGAUUCUAGGGGCCCGAAGAUUGUCACGGCUAAAACAGUCAUGGCAAACAAUCCGGCAAUGAUUCUAAACUUGGCAGUAAAACGAAUGCUACCACCAUCCCGACUUAGGAACAUUUGGUACAGAAAGUUAUAUGUUUACGGUGGAGCAAUACAUCCUCAUUGGGAUAUACCUCAAGUUAUAGUUCCUGUCAAAGAAAAGAAAUCAAACCCAGAUAAAAUAGGACAAUCAUACACUCUGUAUCCAGUUCAACACUCCGAUACAACAUUACUGAUAGAAUAA
Messenger RNA from Babesia microti strain RI, 672 nucleotides. Its product is annotated as large subunit ribosomal protein L13. Lineage: Eukaryota; Apicomplexa; Aconoidasida; Piroplasmida; Babesiidae. The transcript has 6 exons. Bases 1 to 672 code for a protein of 223 amino acids. The record is from RefSeq and is a predicted model, not a curated record. Gene Ontology annotation, molecular function: structural constituent of ribosome; mRNA binding. Gene Ontology annotation, cellular component: ribosome; mitochondrial large ribosomal subunit. Gene Ontology annotation, biological process: negative regulation of translation; translation.